AUGUCUAAAGAUAUUGGUGAAAAUAUGAGGUGGCAUAAGGAGAAACGUGUAGAUGAUGAUACGAUUAGACAUCCAGCUGAUGCUACGGAAUGGAAAGAUUUUGACCAGAAAUAUGCUUGGUUUGGCAAAGAUGCUCGUAACGUGCGACUUGGGCUUGCUAGUGAUGGAUUUAACCCUUUUGGAAAUAUGAGCACGAGUUAUAGCAUGUGGUCGGUGAUUGUGACGCCAUAUAACUUACCACCAUGGAAAUGCAUGAAGGAGAAUUUUUUGAUGUUAUCUUUGCUUAUUCCUGGUAAGGAAUCUCCCGGAAAUAAUAUCGAUGUAUAUUUAAGGCCAUUAAUUGAUGAGUUAAAAGAGUUAUGGGAGACCGGUGUGACAACAUAUGAUGCAUAUAGCGGAAAAUUGGCAUGUCCUGUGUGUAAUAAGUGCACGUGUUCGCUAACAUUAAAAAAUGGAGUGAAGCAAUGUUACAUGGGUCAUCGGAGAUAUUUACAUGCCCAACAUUCUUGGAGAAAAAGCAGAAAAUUUGAUGGCAAACCAGAGCACGGGUCAAAGCCUGAAGAGUUGUCAGGAGAUGAAGUUCUAAGGCAAUUAGAUUUGCUUCCAAAAAGCCUUAUUUUUGGGAAGACACCUAACCAAAAAAAGCGUGCACGUGGUCCUGAAGAGCUCAAUUGGACAAAGAGAAAAACAAUGGGUAUAAGAAAAGAGUUACAUUUACAGCAAAAGCGAAAUAAAUUUUUUAUGCCACUUGCUUGUUAUACAUUACCGAAGCCUGAAAGGAGGAAGUUUUGUGAAUGGUUGCAGUCAAUCCGGUUGCCAGACGGAUAUGCUUCCAAUCUUUCUCGAUGUGUAAGUGUUCAGGACUGCAAAGUUAUGGGGAUGAAAAGCCAUGAUUAUCAUAUAUUCUUGCAACGGUUACUUCCAGCAUCAAUUUGUGGGUCUUUGCGUAGUGAGGUUUACACUGCAUUAUCAGAGUUGAGCUCUUUCUUUAAGGAGCUUUGUUCGAAGACUUUAAAAAGAUCUACAGUUAAAAAGUUGCAGAGCGAUAUCAUUUUGAUAAUAUGUAAACUUGAGAUGAUAUAUCCUCCAUCUUUUUUCGUGGUAAUGAUGCAUUUGGCAAUUCAUCUGCCACGUGAAGUAGAAUUAGGAGGCCCUGUUCACUAUAGGUGGAUGUACUUUAUUGAGAGGUUCUUACGUACUUUGAAAAAUUAUGUACGUAACUUAGCUCGACCGGAGGGUUCAAUUGCUGAAGCGUAUAUCACUAAAGAAUGUUUGAACUUUUGUUCACUGUAUUUUCAUGGUGUUGAGACAAUAUAUAAUCGCGUUGAGAGAAAUAAUUUUCCUGUGCAAAUAGGAGUGGAAAAUGGAUUUUCCAUAUUUUCAAACAAUGCAAGACCUUUAGGAGCUACAGAAUAUAAAACGUUAUCCCAUUCUGAUUUUGAAAAAUUGCAGUGGUAUGUGCUUAACAAUUGUGAGGAUGUUGAUGAAUAUCUUAAGAUUCACAUUGAAGAAUUACAAAAGGAAAGUGUUAUAGAUGUGCAAAAAAGACACCAGGCAGGAUUUGCCAGUUGGUUCAAGGAGUGUGUUGGACGCUUACGUGCUACUGGUUUGGUUGCAGCAACAGAUCAUAUAUAUGCGUUGGGAUUAGGUCCUGAUAUACGAAUUGCUAGGUACAGUGGGAUAAUUGUCAAUGGAGUUAGGUUUCACACAGUUGAGCGUGAUAAUUUUCGUCGGACUCAAAAUAAUGGAGUUUCAGUUACGGGAGAGCAUAAGUCGAAAGAAAUCGAGUUUUAUGGUGUGCUAACAGAUAUCAUUGACCUCCAUCAUGAAGUCGAUCAAAAUGGUGGUGAAAAUUUGGAACUCUUGCAUCCUAUAGAUGUAUUACCGGAUGAAGUUGAUGUUGGUCAAAUGUUUCAAGGUCAAAACUCAAACCCGAUUUAUUCUAGCGAUGAGGAGGAUGAUACUACGAUCAAUUAUGAUGAUGCCGACACUGAUGUACUAGAAGACUCAAAUGACAGUGACAAUGAAGACGAAGACGAUGAUUACUUGUUUGAAAAUUGUAGAAUUUUGGUGUUUUAUGGCAGUAGUUAUGCAGCCCAACAUGAAAUUUGUGGAAAACUGGAUAGCAGAAACUCGAUGUGUUGA
This is a messenger RNA of Mercurialis annua (annual mercury), 2145 nucleotides long. RefSeq lists its product as uncharacterized. Bases 1 to 2145 code for a protein of 714 amino acids. The transcript has 9 exons. The record is from RefSeq and is a predicted model, not a curated record. Lineage: Eukaryota; Viridiplantae; Streptophyta; Magnoliopsida; Malpighiales; Euphorbiaceae.